Symbiodinium sp. CCMP2592 is the source of this 3675-nucleotide messenger RNA. Lineage: Eukaryota; Dinophyceae; Suessiales; Symbiodiniaceae. The record is from the annotation of a GenBank genome assembly.
AUGUCGGACCGGACGGAGGCAACAAUAAAACCAAAGUUGGAGGACGGCUCACUUCGACGCAAGCUGUGGGCGAGAGGCGACAAGGACGUCAGCGGACUCGGUGCAGGGGAUUCGGAGCUGCAGCUGUUGGCCAAGUUCCUCACAGAGGAGGAAGCAGAUCAAGCCUUCAAGGCGCUUUGUCCCGGCGGCGAGAUUGAAUAUCAGCAGUGGUACCACAUGCCAGACAAGAAGAAGCCCUACCAGCCUUUGAAGCGACUGCAGCGGGUGAAGGUGGCCAUGGCAGAUCCUGAAGAAAAGGGCCUUCCAUGGUAUCGCUUCCCGGUCAAUGAUCAGCAGCGUUACGGGAUCCUUCCCAUGUCCCCGACAGUGCGAAUGCUCUGCGAUCGCGUGAACCAGAGGCUAAAUGGAUCCUUCAACCAUGUAGUCGUCCUUUACUAUGCGGACGGCAACGAGUGCAUCGGCUACCACAAGGAUAAGACGCUGGACCUGGAUGAGAAUUCCUCUAUCGUCAGCAUCUCUCUGGGACGCCCGGGACGGCCUUAUGUUCUGCGGGAUGGUAUCUUCAAUCCAACAACUGAGAUGGAGGUCUUGCUGCCUCAUGGUGGCCUGUUUAGGCUCGGGCCGGAGACCAACCGGACCUUUUACCAUGCUGUGCGCCAGACGGAGACUCCCGAAAAUGCUGGGGCACGGGUAUCGAUCACCUUCCGGCAUGUGACUUCCUACGAGACAGCCGGCACACUGACAGGUAAAGGCGCAGAAUUCCCAACAUUGAAUUGGCCGCUGCAGUUGAAUGGCCAACAUCGCUUCGACGAAGACCUUGACCAGGCCCUUGAGCGGCCGGAGUCUGCAACCGUGCCAAAAGCUCCAGUGUCGAAGAAGGUUGCUGGUCCACAGCUGUCUCCGGCAGAUGUCGAGCUGCUCCGAACGUGCCUUGCCGAAGCGUCGGUGGAGGACUUCUUCAUCGCGAACGAUCUGAAAGGCGCUGGCCUGGCUGCCCGCGCGGUGAUGCUCGAAAAGGUCGGGGAGGCUCGCGGUGCUGAGCUUUCCAAGGCGCUGGGCAGCCGCAUCGGUGAGGCAUACCAUGCCUGGAAGAAGGCACGAGCCAAGCCAGCGCCGCCAGAGCCUUCAGCCAUCCCGGCACCCCAGAAGGAGCCACGAGCCACGACCCCAGCAACGGCCAACGCCCUGCCAGCAGAGCCUGCUUGGUCAUUGGGAGGGCUGCUCUCACGUUGGAUCUGGGGCGAGCCGGAUCCCACACCUGAGGAGUUGCUGACGUACUGGUUCGGCGUGGAGCCCUACAAGUUCCGAGGAGGGCUCUGGUGGCGAGGAAUUGAUCCGGCCAGCCCUUUGGACGGUCAGGAGGGCACGGACCAGCGCAUCCUCAACAAGUACGGCACCUUGAUUCGCAGCUGCCAGAAUGGUUUGGCCAACUCCAAGGUCGCAUCCUGGGCCGAUACGCCGGAGGGAAAGGCUGCACUAGUGGUUUUGCUCGACCAGAUGCCCAGAAAUGCUUUCCGUGGCACUGCAGAGAUGUUCGCCUACGAUGCCUUGGCACAGGAGAUGGCGUCGAAGCUGCUGCAAUGCGAGCAAGUUCCCUGGCCGCAUGCGACCUUCGCCCAAGUGGCGCUCAUGCACUCCGAGGAUGUGGCGACGGUGGAGGCAUCGGCUUUGGGACUGCUACGUUUGGCAAGCGAAGUGGAGCCACACGUUGCGAACCGGCUCAAGUCUAUGCACAACGAGGCCAAGACGCACUCCUCGGUGCUGCGCAGCUUCGGCCGUUACCCCCACCGCAACGAGCUUCUGGGCCGCGAAAGCUCUGCAGCAGAGCUCAGCUGGCUUCGGUCCAAGAACCUCCCGACCUGGGCCCAGUCUGUCCGCCCAAAGUUCCAGAAGAAGCUGGAGGGUACAAGCCAGGAGGUGCAGAAGAUCCCCGACUUCGUAGCGCAGCCAAGCGGUCCCAAGCUACGAAUACUCGUGCUCCACAGCAACCGGCAGAAUGCCAACGACUUCAAGCGCAAAACACGAGGUCCCCUAGAACCCUUGGAGGCUGUCGCAGAUCUCCACUACUUGGACGGGCCACAUGCCUACACGCCGAUGGGCGAGGCUCAUGAUUCCGUCGGGAAGAUCGGGGUCAACGCUCCAAAAAACCGGUGCUGGUGGAAUGCCACGGACGACCCAUCCACGAUGCGAUAUGUGGGCAUGGAAAAAACGUUGGAGCACGUGGAGAACGCCUUUCGCGAGCAUGGCCCUUUCGACGGCGUCCUGGGCUUCUCGCAGGAGGACGAUCCGGACGAGCAUUCACCUGUUGUCACUUUACGUUGGCAUUUGGUCGUGGGCGUGGUUCUUUCGGGCUUCUACUGCCGGGAUGUGGAGUACUGCAAGCUUUUGCUCGACGGCCGUGAGUAUAGCCAUGGCCCAGCCUCGGCGAUCGUCUCCGCGCCUGGUUCCGAGGCAAAGAAGACGUCCAUGCGAAAGGCCGAUCAUUUCGCUCAGGGACGUCUUCAUUGGCCCAUCGACCUUAUCGUCAAGUGGCUGAAGGAGACUGGGCUCACCAAGCUUGCCGAAGCGCGGCCUCAGGAGGUAUUGAAGCAGGACAAGACAGCCUGGGCACGUCUGAUGAAAGGGAGUGGUGUGGCUGGCAUCAGACAGGAGGAUGUCCAGGAGGUGAUGGCAGAGGCGCUUGAUUCCAAGUCCCUGCAGCAGUUGUUGGAUCGGGCGCUAGCACUUCUGCCGUGGAACUCCAAGGUAGCGCAGCCACUGGCAGCCUACUGGAUCAUCCUAGCCGUGUCUGCGGACCCCAACUAUACCGAGGAUCCAGCCUCGAUUCUCCAAGCUCUCGUCGCAGCAGGCGGAUGGAAGUCGUUGGUCCAUCUUCACUCGAUCUUGGAGGAACAGGAAUCCACCCAAUGCAGCGAGACGAUGCAGACGGCAAUUGUAGAGUUCUUCGGGAAGCAGCUGUCCGAAGAUGCCACCGUGGUUCGAGACUGGCGGGCCAGCGAGGAUGAUCACCGGGCACUUGGGAUGCAGCCGGCCGUGAGCCAGUGUGCAAGGCACGCGCCGCGCUUCGGUGGUGCCGUGCGCAAGUUUGCACUCAGGGUCGCCUCUGAUAUCCACUGCCGCGGCGGCGGCCAGCUCGUUGAGGACAUACGGCAGCAGCAGCCCGAGCUCAGCGUCAUGUAUCGCCGCCGGGCUGAUGAUGUCAUCGGUCUCCUUGACGAGUUCUCCGAAGCUGGGCUGGCUCAUCAGAAGGGUGAUCGCCGCAGCCAGUGGCGUUUGGGUGGACUCGACGACAAAACAUUUGCGGAGCUUCGAGCCUCUCCGUUGUCUGACGCCGUGGUCCACCCGGAGCCGCAGCCGGUGGACAUCUCUUCCGAGGAGGAGAUGAUACCACUUUACAGCUUUCUGCGAAGCGGAGAAGACUUUCAGCCCAAUGUCAACGACGAUUUGGUCUUUACGAAGGGCACCAUCACCCGAGACAAACGUCUUGACUUGUGCAAGCAGGUCAUCGGCCCUCAGGGCGUGGAGGACCUGAUGCAGGCUUUGUUCGUAAACCAAGGAGCUGGCUUGGUGCAACACCUCCUGCUUGGCAAUAAUGUUUGCUACUUGGCUUGCCUACUGGCGCAUUUGUCUGCCUGGCGGAUGUGGCACACGACAUGCUGCAUUGGACAUUCUUGA